Messenger RNA from Ctenocephalides felis (cat flea), 1201 nucleotides. RefSeq names its product tubulin alpha-3 chain-like. Gene Ontology annotation, cellular component: cytoplasm; microtubule. Bases 16 to 1161 code for a protein of 381 amino acids. The transcript is spliced from 5 exons. Lineage: Eukaryota; Metazoa; Arthropoda; Insecta; Siphonaptera; Pulicidae. Gene Ontology annotation, molecular function: GTP binding; structural constituent of cytoskeleton. Gene Ontology annotation, biological process: mitotic cell cycle; microtubule cytoskeleton organization. The record is from RefSeq and is a predicted model, not a curated record.
GUGCCCAGGGCAGUUAUGGUGGAUCUGGAGCCUACUGUAGUAGAUGAAGUUCGUACCGGAACCUACCGCCAUUUGUUUCAUCCUGAACAACUGAUAACUGGUAAAGAAGAUGCUGCUAAUAAUUAUGCCAGAGGCCAUUACACAGUAGGAAAAGAAAUCGUAGACUUGGUUCUGGACAGAGUGCGAAAAUGUGCAGACUUGUGUUGUGGAUUGCAGGGUUUUCUCAUAUUCCACUCUUUCGGCGGCGGAACAGGAUCAGGAUUUGCCUCCUUACUCAUGGAACGGCUAUCUCUUGAUUACAAUAAAAGGUCCAAACUCCAGUUUGCCAUCUAUCCAGCACCUCAGGUUUCCACAGCAGUUGUAGAACCUUACAACUCUGUGUUAACAACUCAUACUACACUGGAACAUGCUGAUGCAGCAUUUAUGGUGGAUAACGAGGCUAUCUAUGAUGUCUGUAGACGCAACUUGGACAUCGAUAGGCCAACAUAUACAAAUUUAAAUCGUCUGAUAGCACAAAUUGUUUCGUCGGUGACAGCUUCAUUGCGUUUCGAUGGAGCCCUGAAUGUCGAUUUAAGCGAAUUUCAAACUAACCUUGUACCUUACCCAAGAAUACACUUUCCACUAGCCACUUACGCUCCAAUUAUUUCUGCAGAGAAAGCUUAUCAUGAAUCCAUAUCUGUGGGGGAAAUCACAAACGCUUGUUUUGAACCAGCAAAUCAAAUGGUAAAAUGUGAUCCCCGCCAUGGCAAAUAUAUGGCAUGCUGCAUGCUUUAUCGGGGCGAUAUUGUACCCAAAGAUGUGAACACUGCCAUUGCCAUUAUUAAAACCAAACGAACCAUCCAUUUUGUCGACUGGUGUCCCACUGGCUUCAAGGUUGGCAUCAAUUACCAGCCACCAACAGUCGUACCAGGAGGUGAUUUGGCUAAAGUCCACAGAGCAGUUUGCAUGUUGUCUAAUACAACUGCAAUUGCAGAACCUUGGGCAAGAUUGAACCAUAAAUUUGAUCUGAUGUAUUGCAAACGUGCCUUUGUUCAUUGGUACGUCGGGGAAGGUAUGGAAGAAGGAGAGUUUUCAGAAGCCAGAGAAGAUUUAGCUGCGUUGGAGAAAGAUUACGAAGAAGUCGGUAUGGACAGCGAUGAAAUUUGUGACGCGUGUUGCUGACGAUUGUGGAAAAUAACAUACGGAAAAAUAAUUUUCGUAU